UAAAUAUUUUGCUAUUGGUUGGUGACUAUGUAGGACUAUGGGCCCAGCAGCAGCAGCAGCAACACAGUCAGCUGACGUCCAGCAUUGCUGAUAGUCACCGAGCGGCACUGAACUGUAUACAAAGUACACGCAAAAGGAAUCGGCUAGUGGUGUUGCUACCCAGACAAACACAGCAGGCAAAAUAUUAAUGCGUUGUAAUGGCGGCAGAAAUUCACCCAAAACCACUGACGCGGAGACCUGUCCUUCUCAAUAAGAUCGAGGGAUCGCAGGAUGUGGUGAAUACUGCAGUGAUCAUCCCCAAGGAGGAUGGGGUCAUCAGCGUCUCAGAAGAUCGGUAGGACGAUUCGGAUCUGGCUGAAGAGGGAUAGUGGGCAGUACUGGCCCAGUGUCUAUCAUUCCAUGCCAUCUCCUUGUUCCUGUAUGUCCUUCAAUCAAGAGACAAGAAGGCUCUCUGUCGGUAUGGACAAUGGAUUCAUCUCUGAAUUUGUCCUCGCUGAAGAUUACAACAAAAUGACUCCUGACAGAACUUUCCAGGCUCACCAGGGCAGAGUAACAGUGGUUCUGUUUGUGUUGGAGAUGGAGUGGGUACUAAGCACGGGACAGGACAAGAACUUCAACUGGCAUUGUUCAGAAAGCGGGCAACGAUUAGGGGGCUAUCGGACAACCGCCUGGGUCUCUUGUCUGCAGUUUGAUGUGGAAACUAGACAUGCCUUUGUUGGGGAUCACUCGGGACAGGUCACCAUUCUCAAGCUGGAGCAGGAGACCUGCAGCCUUGUCACCACAUUUAAAGGGCAUACAGGCAGCGUUACAGCUCUCUGCUGGGAUCCUGUCCAGAGAGUUCUGUUCUCGGGCAGCUCAGACCAUUCCAUUAUAAUGUGGGACAUAGGAGGCAGGAAAGGGACAGCCAUUGAACUGCAAGGACACAAUGAGAAAGUUCAAGGCCUGUGCUACGCACAUCACACUCGGCAGCUCAUCUCGUGCAGCUCAGACGGAGGGAUUGUCAUCUGGAACAUGGAUGUUCAAAGACAAGAGACUCCGGAGUGGCUAGACAGCGAUUCCUGUCAGAAGUGUGAACAGCCUUUCUUCUGGAACUUUAAGCAGAUGUGGGACAGCAAGAAGAUAGGGCUCCGGCAGCACCACUGUAGGAAGUGUGGCAAGGCAAUGUGUGGGAAGUGCAGCUCAAAGCGCUCCACCAUACCGCUGAUGGGAUUCGAGUUUGAAGUGAGGGUCUGCGACAGCUGCCACGAGUCAAUAACUGACGAGGACCGGGCACCCACAGCCACUUUCCAUGACAGUAAGCACAGCAUUGUUCACAUUCACUAUGAAGUAACAAGAAGCUGGCUGUUGACAUCGGGGGCUGAUAAGAUUAUUAAGCUCUGGGAUAUGACGCCAGUGGUUUCCUGAUGGCGUCCCGAUGACCUCAGAAGACAGUAUUUACUCAAGGACUGAAAGCUCUGGAAAUACAGGUUGGAGGCAAACAACUACAUUUCAAAUAACACUUUUUAAAAGGAACCUUGAAAACAUCAUUGGCGAGGGGGGUUUGGCUUUUGACUGGUAUUUGUGCAGCUUGCUUGCUGCUUGCUUGCUGUGAACCUAAAAAGUGUAUGUUGCAAUUUUUGUUCCGACGCGGUUCUGCCUUUUAAUGUCCCUCCAUCGGGUUUAAUUUCCAGUGGGGAGACAGGAAGAAUGGCAGCAUGAGGAAACGGUUGCGGUGAUGUUAUUUUUCUUUAGAGCAGACUGCUUCUGCAACACAACAAUGUUUUAAGGCAUGAUUUCUGAUAUCUGAAAAUUGUUUUAACAGCAAAAAUAAAACAAAAUGAUCCUUUA
Molecule: messenger RNA, 1827 nt
Organism: Acipenser ruthenus (sterlet)
Lineage: Eukaryota; Metazoa; Chordata; Actinopteri; Acipenseriformes; Acipenseridae
Product: WD repeat and FYVE domain-containing protein 2-like
Exons: 12
Coding region: 307-1404 (365 amino acids)
Molecular function (GO): protein binding; metal ion binding
Source: RefSeq, a predicted model, not a curated record